AUGGAAAAGAAGAAGAAAGAUCCGGGUUUUAAAGGUUAUCAACUCGCGCCCGAAUACUCCAAAUUGAAAUUGGCAAUUGUAAAGAGGGCUUUUAUGCAGUUGCUGGGCGCCCUUACAAAAGUACCUUUGCCUAGUUUCAUUCCUACGAAUACCCACAAGCCCUUCAUUAACUCAAUCACACUACUUUUACAAACAUACGGGUCGUGA
This is a messenger RNA of Nannizzia gypsea CBS 118893, 207 nucleotides long. RefSeq lists its product as hypothetical. The transcript is spliced from 4 exons. The record is from RefSeq and is a predicted model, not a curated record. NCBI's taxonomy places the organism in Eukaryota, Fungi, Ascomycota, Eurotiomycetes, Onygenales, Arthrodermataceae. Bases 1 to 207 code for a protein of 68 amino acids.